CAAUCCGUCCACACUGUAAAGCUGCUGAGGUCACGUGACGUAACUUCCACACGCCCCCUGGGUGAUUGUAGCUCAUACUGCAGAUCAUGACGCACUGACCGAGCUCCAGGGUGAGAAGAUGGCUCCGUUUCCAGACGAGGUGGAUGUUUUUACUGGCCCGCACUGGCGAAUGAAACAGCUGGUGGGCCUGUACUGCGAAAAGCUGUCACAAACCAACUUUUCCAACAACAAUGAUUUCCGCUCAUUCCUUCAGUCCCUGUGCGCCACCUUUAAGGAGUUCAAGAUGCACGAGCAAAUCGAAAACGAGUACAUCAUCGGCCUGUUGCAGCAGCGCUGCUGCACUGUGUACAACGUACACUCCGACAACAAGCUCUCAGAGAUGUUGUCUCUCUUCGAGAAAGGGCUGCACAAUGUGAAGAGUGAAUAUGAGCAGCUUAACUAUGCGCAGCAGCUGAAGGAGAGACUCGAUGCUUUUACACAGGACUUUCUGCCACAUAUGAAAGAAGAAGAGGAGGUGUUUCAGCCCAUGCUAAUGCAGUACUUCACCUAUGACGAGCUCAAGGACAUCAAGAAACAAGUGAUAGCUCAACACUCCAGCCAACAACAACUGGACUGUGCCGCUGAGGUGUUGAAAGGCUUCCGGCUAUGGAGCCAAGCAGAGGAGCUGCAUAAAGCCUUUAAAUAUUCCGAUCACGAGAAGAUAGAUUAUGAACUAGAAAAGAAACAGGAUUCUUCAACCCACAUCUCCCAGCUUCCUACUGAAAUUAUGCUGAGGCUGUUCCGGUAUCUGGGUCCUGCAGAUCUGUGUCGCUGCAGCCAAGUGUGCAGCACUUGGUCUGAACUAGCCAAGACUGGCUUUCUGUGGAAGCACCUCUACCCUGUGCGCUGGGCCAGAGGUGAUUAUUACAGCGGCCCCCCUGGAGAUUUAGACCAGGAGCCAGAUGAGGAGUGGGUGAAGAGUCGGCAGAAUGAGGGUCGGGCCUACCAGGAAUGGGACGAAGAUGCUGAUGUCGAUGAGUCUGAUGUGUCAAGCUGCUCAGAGGGUUCCCUGGCAAUCAGCACUGCUCAGAGAGAGAAGAGGCUUCUGAACGGGAUCAUCCAGAACCUACUCCCAGCUGUGGGUCAGUCUGUCAAGUCCAUUGUUCUGGCAUACAGUUCUACCCUUUCUAGUAAAAUGGUUCGCCAGAUUCUUAAUCUCUGCCCCAAUAUCACUCAUCUAGAUCUGACCCAGACUGAUGUGACAGAUUUUGCAUUUGAUAACUGGUCGUCUUUUGGAGCCUGUGCUCUGGAGCACCUGGACUUGUCCGGCUGUGAGAACAUCUCCGAUUACACUUUGCAGAACCUGAGCGUCGGGUUAGGUGAACUUGCAUCGUCCACCUGCUUUGACAAACGCCCCGAGCGAAGAGCCAAGCUUCCUAAAUCAUCCCCAAUGCCCAUCACUCUCAUGGAUGAGAGAAGCCUCCACCCUUUGCGGCGGAAGCAACAGGCCAUCAUUUUUAAACAAGGGACAGGCCGUUCAAUGCCCACACACGUGUGGGUCCUGGACACCACAGACCUCGCUGAUAUUGAAGAUGCUGCAGAGUGGAGCCGCCGUGGUGGAAUGCCUCUUCCUAAUACAGAAAACUUUGUAGAGACACAGCUUGUGGGUGACUCGUGCUGUUGCAGAAGGAGCAGGAUGCAGGGGCACAGGACUGGCUCGAACGCCUCCUAUUUGCAUCAGCAGUAUACCAUGUCUGGGGAAAUGUUCUGUGGUCACUCGACCUGUUGCACUAGUGACAUGGCCCUCAGGACGUUUACCGGGCCCCAGUGUAAAUCAGGCAUCACCAGAAACACCACUGCUGAAAAUCGGACUAAAUGCUCAUUUAGGAGCGUGCAGUGUCUGGAGCCUGAAAAUAGGACUGACGAGUCAAAGGCAAGACGCUCACUGAGAUUUCUCAGCCUCUCUGGAUGUUAUCAAGUGACCGAUUUGGGUCUGAGGGCUCUGUCUCAGCUUGGUGGGCUUCCUGUCCUGGAACAUCUCAACCUGUCAGGCUGUCUCUUAAUCACAGAGGUGGGCCUGCAAGAGCUGGUGUCAGCCUGUCCCUCCCUCAACGAUGAGCACUUCUAUUACUGCGACAACAUCAACGGUCCACAUGCCGACACCGCCAGCGGCUGCCAGAACCUCCAGUGUGGCUUCAGAGCCUGCUGUCGCUCAGGAGAGUGACCUGGGCAAGCGAUGUUCUUCUAAAAAUGUCACGACUCCUGUUUGUUGCACUUUAUCCCAGGAAUAUCAUUUGCUGUAUUUUGUCACUUAAGAUGUUUCUAGAUGCUCCUGUUCUUUCCAUUUAUGUCUUUAAUUAGAUGUAAACAAUCCUUUAGAAAAGAAGGGUGUGUGGGGGCGUAAAGGAUUGUAUGAUUCUGUGAAUGUAAGUCAUGGGGUUCUUCUGUUUUGGCUUUGAAAAUGUAAUAACUAGAAACAUCAAUUUCAAAUUUGGUGUUUUGUGGUGAAACAAGUAUUUUUUUCUUUACAAACUAUAAAGACUUGCCUAUUUCACCUCUUGUUUAGUUGACACAUGCAUCAUCAGAUUAGUGUGAACUCAAGUCAGAAUUCAAAGUAUUUAUUAUCAUAGGCAGUACAUUUUUUUAACAAAUUAUUUCUUCCUUUGCUGUCCUAGGAAUCAAACAGUUUUGACUUAAACAUCUUUACUAUUUAUUGGAGAGUAAAGUGUGGAAAAUUAAACAGGAGUUAAGUGAA
This is a messenger RNA of Betta splendens (Siamese fighting fish), 2734 nucleotides long. It is a transcript of the gene fbxl5, whose product is annotated as F-box and leucine-rich repeat protein 5. Gene Ontology annotation, molecular function: protein binding. The coding region runs from base 119 to 2203 and encodes 694 amino acids. NCBI's taxonomy places the organism in Eukaryota, Metazoa, Chordata, Actinopteri, Anabantiformes, Osphronemidae. The record is from RefSeq and is a predicted model, not a curated record. The transcript is spliced from 11 exons. Gene Ontology annotation, biological process: intracellular iron ion homeostasis.